AUGCAACUUCAGCUCUGCACUGUCUUCUUCACUUUUUCUCUUGGCACUAGAACACAUUAUUUUGGUCGAACAAUUCUUCAUGGUGGUGCAAGGUAUCAAGCAACUGGUAGAGGGUUUGUCGUCCGCCAUAUUAAAUUUUCUGAAAAUUACAGGCUUUACUCUCGCAGUCAUUUUGUUAAAGGAUUGGAAGUUGUGCUUUUGGUGGUCAUAUACCUUGCAUAUGGAUUUAAUGAGGGCGGUGCACUUUCCUACAUUCUUCUUACAGUCAGCAGUUGGUUUAUGGCUCUUUCUUGGCUUUUUGCUCCCUAUUUGUUCAAUCCUUCUGGAUUUGAAUGGCAAAAGACAGUGGAAGACUUCAGAGAUUGGACAAAUUGGCUUCUUUAUAGAGGUGGAAUUGGAGUUAAAGGAGAAGAAAGCUGGGAAGCUUGGUGGGAUGAAGAACUGUCUCAUAUUCGGACGUUGAGUGGGAGGAUAGUGGAGACUAUCUUAAGCCUAAGGUUCUUUAUCUUCCAGUAUGGAGUUGUCUACAAGCUGGAUAUACAAGGAAACAAUACGUCACUGAUGGUGUAUGGAGUGUCAUGGAUUGUGCUUCUUGGACUUAUAGUUCUUUUCAAGGUAUUCACCUUCAGCCAGAAGAUGUCUGUUAAUUUUCAGCUUGUCUUGCGGUUCGUCCAAGGCAUCUUGUUCUUGUUGGCCCUGGCUGGUAUAGCCAUUGCAGUUGUAUUUACAGACUUGUCAGUUACAGACAUAUUUGCAUUCAUCUUAGCAUUUGUACCUACUGGAUGGGGAAUUCUUUCU
Molecule: messenger RNA, 798 nt
Organism: Carica papaya (papaya)
Lineage: Eukaryota; Viridiplantae; Streptophyta; Magnoliopsida; Brassicales; Caricaceae
Source: RefSeq, a predicted model, not a curated record